Molecule: messenger RNA, 870 nt
Organism: Spodoptera littoralis (African cotton leafworm)
Lineage: Eukaryota; Metazoa; Arthropoda; Insecta; Lepidoptera; Noctuidae
Source: the annotation of a GenBank genome assembly
AUGACGAAAUCGCUGACGUCAUCGAUCCAGCAGGCAGUCAAUUCAGUCCGCGACUUCACACACAUAGACCAGACGGUGCCCUAUAUAUCCAGCGUAUUAGAACAACCUAUAUCCAUGUUCACGAAGAACGAGAUCAUAGAGACCGGGACCGUAGCUAGUGCUGAGGAGUGCUUCGAACUCCCUCCCAUCAAACAUCUCCCUCACGACCUCUCGGAGAACGUCCUAGAGUCCAUAGUAAACGAGUUCAGAGACGUGUCCAGUGAUGCUGAGGAGAUAAGGCGAGUGAAGACCGAGGAGUUACAAAGGAAGUUGAAGUUGUAUAAUAGUAUAAUGGAGAAGAAGUAUGAUGGGGAGUUGAUACAUAGUAGCAGGCGCAGUAGGCGGAGGGAUGGCGGGUCCGGUGGUAGUACGCCGCGCAUGGCUACCCCGGUCAGGAAGGCGGAUAAUGUCAGCUAUAACAGCUCCUGUGUCAUGAAUAUGAGUACUUGCGGGACCAUACCACAACCGAACGACGAACUACUAGAGAAGCAAAUAGAAGAGAAGGAGAAGAUACUAGCGAAGAUGUUGAACCUGGAGUCACUCAGUAUAAAUAGUCCAAAGCUAGACACGGAGACACCGCCGCCACCAGCGCCCACCUUCAGGCACAUCGACAUACAACCCACCGAGGUAACGCCCAAACACAUCCCUAAACCAAAAACACCAAUAAAGGACCCAAGCCCUAUAGACUUAGUGCCCAAAGUCGUACAACUACCUAACACGUGGAACUUAGAGAAUAUAGAACUGAAAUUGGAGACAAAACAAAAUGGCUUCAAGGACCAUUCGCUUCUAUCUCCUGACGACCAUUUAGAUAGCGAAUGGGAAAUAAUCUGA